CAAGGUACCGGUCUGGUCGGUGGUCAACACACACUCCACCGACUCUAUCUGCAUAAGUACUUGGUAGGAAGAGUCUGAUUAUUUCAUUAGUGUGGCUGAAAGCAUUCAGCAGGAUAGGAUUGUGAUGUGGUCUCUGUUUUCAAUUCCACUGGUUUCCCUCUUGCUGCUGUUUACUCGUGCGGAAGCAGCGAGCAUACCCAUCGCAACUAGCAAAACAUCAUGUGGAUACGAGGCAUGCCCGACGGUAGAUCCACAGAAAUUAAAUAUUCAUAUAGUGGCUCACACUCACGAUGAUGUUGGCUGGUUAAAAACAGUCGAUCAAUAUUAUUUUGGAAGUCGGACAACUAUUCAACGCGCGGGGGUGCAAUAUAUUCUAGACAGUGUUAUUAAGGCAUUACUAGAUAAUCCCGAAAGAAGAUUUAUCUACGUAGAAACUGCCUUCUUACGGAAAUGGUGGUUGCGUCAAAACGAAAAUACGAAACAAGAUGUUAGAUAUCUGAUAAACGAAGGUAGACUGGAAAUUAUUAGUGGCGGAUGGAGCAUGAACGAUGAGGCGGUUACUCAUUAUCAUUCUCUCGUCGACCAAUUCACUUGGGGAUUCAGAUGGCUUAACGAUACUUUUGGAAGUUGCGCACGACCACGUAUAGGAUGGCAAAUCGAUCCCUUUGGUCAUUCCAGAGAACAAGCAUCGAUAUUCGCACAAUUAGGAUUCGAUGGCAUGUUUCUAGGUCGACUCGAUUAUCAGGACAAGGAAAAUAGAGUGAAAAACAAAAGUAUGGAAUUCAUCUGGAAAGGAAGUCCAAGUUUAGGGUCUCGUGCAGAUUUAUUUACAGUUGCAUUAUACAAUACGUAUUCCCCACCGCCUGGUUUCUGUUUCGAUGUUUUGUGCACCGACGAGCCGAUAAUCGAUGACCCCGAUAGUCCCGAUUACAACGUUAAACAAAGGAUCGGAGAGUUUCUCUCCUAUGCCCAACGCCAAGCAACAUCUUACCAGACUAACAAUGUUAUUCUUACGAUGGGCGAGGAUUUUAAUUAUCAAGACGCUGAAAUGUGGUUCAUUAAUUUGGAUAGGUUGCUCAGGUACGCGAGGGAACAUUCUUCGAACGUAAAUAUAUUUUACUCGACACCGUCGUGUUAUUUGAAAGCGGUUCACGAUGCAGCAAAUCUACAGUGGUCAACAAAGGCUGAUGACUUUUUCCCUUACGCGAGCGAUCCUCACUCUUAUUGGACCGGUUUCUUUUCCUCCAGACCAACGAUCAAAUUCUUCGAGAGGAUGGGAAAUAAUAUUUUACAGAUCGUGAAACAAUUGUCUGUACUGACUGAUCUGAAGGGGCACGAGAAACAAUUGGAAUAUUUCCGCGAAGCAAUGGGUAUAAUGCAACAUCACGAUGCGGUAACCGGGACCGAAAAGCAAUUAGUUGCCAGCGAUUAUGUCCGUAUAUUACACAGUGGUAUGCAGCAAGGAAAAGAUAUUAUUACCGAAGCUAUAAGCAAAUGGGGAUUGAGCGAAAGUGAAGGUUUAACGCAACCGAACGAUAUGAAUUCUUGCCUGCAAUUGAACAUCAGUUCUUGUCCGUAUACAGAAAAUACAAACUUUCUGCUUACGGUUUAUAAUCCACUAAGUUUCGAAAUUCGAACACCUAUUCGUAUUCCUAUCGAAAAAGGCACAUACACGGUUCAAGAUUUACCAGAUGGCGGCAACACUAUUUCGCAACUGGUGCCUAUUCCCGAUUCCGUAUUAAAAAUACCGGGAAGAAUAAGCAAUGCUAGUCACGAACUUGUAUUUAUUGCAUCAGUUCCACCUUUGGGCUAUAAAUCUUACAAGGUGGAACAAAAAUCAAGGGAUGUCGUCCAUUAUGUAGUUAACGAAGCAAGUUUCAUCGAGAACGAGUAUAACAGUAUAUCCAUCGACAACGAAGGCCAAGUUAUAGUGGAAUGGAAGAAAGAGAACAACAUGAGUUUGGUACAGUCGUUCCAUUAUUACGAAGGAGUGGCGGGAAAUAAUAAAGUAUUUAAAAACAGAUCCUCGGGAGCAUAUAUUUUCAGACCGAAAACUGUAUCCACUAAGGAUUUCCUCGCAUCCGGAUCUUACAAAAUUUACAAAGGUCCGCUGGUACAAGAAAUCCAUCAAACUAUUAACGAUUGGGUUAGUCAAGUGAUUCGACUGUAUAAGAAAAAAGAAUAUAUUGAAUACGAUUGGCUCAUUGGACCUAUACCCGUUAAGGACGACAUUGGCAAAGAAAUUGUAACAAAGUACUCGAGCAACUUAGAUUCGAACGGAGAAUUUUCUACGGACAGUAACGGUCGCGAAAUGCUAAAACGGAAACGAAAUUAUCGUCCAACUUGGAAUCUAGAAUUGGAAGAAAAAGUAUCUGGUAACUAUUAUCCGGUUGCUACUAAAAUCUCCUUGAAGGACGAAGAAAAAUUGCUUAAACUCAGCGUGCUAACGGACAGGACAGAAGGCGGGACUAGUAUGAAGGAUGGUGAAAUCGAAUUAAUGCUUCAUAGAAGACUUUUAAAAGACGAUGCAUUCGGUGUAGGAGAAGCUCUGAAUGAAACCGCAUAUGGCGAAGGUUUAGUUGUCAGAGGUUCACACUACGUGCUUGGAGGUAGUACAACAAAUUUGGACAAAUUCGUAAUGAAAGAGAAAUCAUUAGCUCUCGAAACAUCGCUUCGUCCAUGGAUCUUAUUCACGUCGCUAACGCCAAACUCUACAAUUGACAAUUAUUCAUCUGCAUGGAAAAAAUCAGGCCUUGCCAAAACGAUACCACCAAAUGUCCACAUUCUAACUUUGGAGCCAUGGAAAGAUGGUACAGUCUUAUUGAGGCUAGAACACAUUUUCGAAGUGGGUGAAACCGAGAAUUUGUCUAAACCUGUGGAAAUUAACAUUCAGGACCUGUUUUCGACUUUCACGAUUCUGUCUGUGAAGGAAACUACAUUGGGUGGCAAUCAAUGGAUACAAAGUAUGAAUCGUUUCAAAUGGGAAUCUGAAACGAACGAUGUCCUUCGGGCAAAAGAAAAUCUUAUUCGGCCAAUAAAACUUGAAGAUGGCGUUAUGAAUAUUCUUUUAAAACCGAUGGAAAUACGAACAUUUAUUCUUCAGACAGCGCCUAAAAACGUUUAAUUUAUAAUUAAUCAUUUAUUUACAUUAUACGUUUGUUCAAUUUCGUGAUAUUUUCUAUACAAAUA
This is a messenger RNA of Colletes gigas, 3189 nucleotides long. RefSeq names its product lysosomal alpha-mannosidase (gene LManII). Gene Ontology annotation, cellular component: lysosome. The coding region runs from base 125 to 3124 and encodes 999 amino acids. The record is from RefSeq and is a predicted model, not a curated record. Gene Ontology annotation, molecular function: alpha-mannosidase activity; carbohydrate binding. The transcript is spliced from 17 exons. Gene Ontology annotation, biological process: mannose metabolic process. Lineage: Eukaryota; Metazoa; Arthropoda; Insecta; Hymenoptera; Colletidae.